CGCUAAAUAAGAGCUCCGGCAUGUCUUUCCCUCCACCCCCCAAACCUGUGUCCUUGUUAGGCCGACACCGUAUUCUUGCUCCAACUGCUGGGGUCAAGGUUUCGCCCAUUUGUUUAGGUGCGCUGAAUUUUGGAGAAACAUGGGCCUCUGCGUUAGGCGAAUGUAGCAAAGAGCAAUCUUUUGCCAUGCUCGAUUAUUUUUAUUCGCAAGGUGGAAACUUCAUUGAUACUUCAGUGAACUACCAAGAGGGUGAGAGUGAGCAAUGGCUCGGCGAGUGGAUGGAGCUUCGUGGGAAAAGAGACGAAAUGGUGAUAGCGACAAAGUUCACCGGAACUCAAGUCGGCCUGGCUGACAAGGUGAUCCAUUCGAAUUACGGCGGAAAUAGUGCGAAGAACAUACAUACAUCUAUCGAGCGCUCCCUUCGAAAUUUGAAGACCUCCUACGUUGAUAUUUAUUACGUGCACUUCUUCGAUUACACUACCUCUAUCCCAGAAUUGAUGCACUUCCUCAACGCUCUCAUCACGAGCGGGCGCGUACUCUAUCUCGGUGUGUCCAAUGCGCCUGCAUGGGUUGUGGUCAAGGCCAACGAUUAUGCUCGUCAACAUGGACUUCGACCGUUCUCCAUCUAUCAAGGCCGAUGGAGCGCAGCGAGUCGAGACAUGGAACGCGAGAUUAUUCCAAUGUGUUUGGAGGAGGGCAUGGCGAUUGCGCCCUGGCAAGUCCUCGGCGGAGGAGGGUUCAAAAGCAAUGAAGAUGGUCGGACAUCCUCAGUUGGACGCACAGGUAAGGAAGAUGUCGUGGGCAAGGUCUUAUCCGGAAUUGCGGAAAAGCGGGAUGGUGCAGUCCAUCCCGUCAAUGUUGCACUUGCAUAUGUCAUGCACAAAGCUCCUUACGUGUUCCCAGUCCUUGGUGGACGCAAGAUUGAGCAUAUGAAGUCGAAUAUCGAGGCUCUGGGCUUGAAGCUGACGCGAGAGGAGAUGAAGGAAAUUGAUGGCGCGUAUGGAUUUGAAAUGGGAUUCCCAUCCGAUUUCGCGAAUCCAAACAAUGUGAUGAUUCUAGGGCCUCGAGAUGCUCUUGUCAACAAACGAACGGGCACGUACGAUUACGUUGCUGGUCCCGAGGCAAUUGAGCCACAUCAAGGAGCUGUUGACGAAGAUGCUGGAGAUAGGCCGAUGGGUGAAGCGAAAUAA
Periconia digitata is the source of this 1190-nucleotide messenger RNA. NCBI's taxonomy places the organism in Eukaryota, Fungi, Ascomycota, Dothideomycetes, Pleosporales, Periconiaceae. The record is from the annotation of a GenBank genome assembly.